AUGUUUUCUCAUCAAUUAGUUAUCUAUAGUCAAAUAGUCGGUUCUAUAAACUCUGCAGUGGUAGUCGUCGGUUCUAGAGUGGAUGUUGUCGUUGGCUCAGCCGUUGUUGUCGUCGGUUCUAGAGUGGAUGUUGUCGUUGGCUCAGCCGUUGUUGUCGUCGGUUCUAGAGUGGAUGUUGUCGUUGGCUCAGCCGUUGUUGUCGUCGGUUCCACAGUGGAUGUUGUUGUUGGCUCAGCCGUUGUUGUCGUCGGUUCUAGAGUGGAGGUUGUGGUUGGCUCAGCCGUUGUUGUCGUCGGUUCCACAGUGGAUGUUGUUGUUGGCUCAGCCGUUGUUGUCGUCGGUUCUAGAGUGGAGGUUGUGGUUGGCUCAGCCGUUGUUGUCGUCGGUUCUAGAGUGGAGGUUGUGGUUGGCUCAGCCGUUGUUGUCGUCGGUUCCACAGUGGAUGUUGUCGUUGGCUCAGCCGUUGUUGUCGUCGGUUCCAGUCGAGUGGAGGUUGUCGUUGGCUCAGCCGUUGUUGUCGUCGGUUCCACAGUGGAUGUUGUCGUUGGCUCAGCCGUUGUUGUCGUCGGUUCUAGAGUGGAGGUUGUGGUUGGCUCAGCCGUUGUUGUCGUCGGUUCCACAGUGGAUGUUGUCGUUGGCUCAGCCGUUGUUGUCGUCGGUUCCACAGUGGAUGUUGUGGUUGGCUCAGCCGUUGUUGUCGUCGGUUCUAGAGUGGAGGUUGUGGUUGGCUCAGCCGUUGUUGUCGUCGGUUCCACAGUGGAUGUUGUUGUGGGCUCAGCCGUUGUUGUCGUCGGUUCCACAGUGGAUGUUGUUGUGGGCUCAGCCGUUGUUGUCGUCGGUUCUAGAGUGGCCACAGUGGAUGUUGUUGUUGGCUCAGCCGUUGUUGUCGUCGGUUCCAGAGUGGAUGUUGUGGUUGGCUCAGCCGUUGUUGUCGUCGGUUCCACAGUGGAUGUUGUUGUUGGCUCAGCCGUUGUUGUCGUCGGUUCUAGAGUGGAUGUUGUGGUUGGCUCAGCCGUUGUUGUCGUCGGUUCUAGAGUGGAUGUUGUGGUUGGCUCAGCCGUUGUUGUCGUCGGUUCCACAGUGGAUGUUGUUGUGGGCUCAGCCGUUGUUGUCGUCGGUUCCACAGUGGAUGUUGUUGUUGGCUCAGCCGUUGUUGUCGUCGGUUCUAGAGUGGAGGUUGUGGUUGGCUCAGCCGUUGUUGUCGUCGGUUCCACAGUGGAUGUUGUUGUUGGCUCAGCCGUUGUUGUCGUCGGUUCUAGAGUGGAGGUUGUGGUUGGCUCAGCCGUUGUUGUCGUCGGUUCCACAGUGGAUGUUGUCGUCGGUUCCACAGUGGAUGUUGUCGUUGGCUCAGCCGUUGUUGUCGUCGGUUCCACAGUGGAUGUUGUUGUUGGCUCAGCCGUUGUUGUCGUCGGUUCUAGAGUGGAGGUUGUGGUUGGCUCAGCCGUUGUUGUCGUCGGUUCCACAGUGGAUGUUGUCGUUGGCUCAGCCGUUGUUGUCGGGCAGGGAGCCGUUGUUGUCGUCGGUUCUAGAGUGGAUGUUGUCGUUGGCUCAGCCGUUGUUGUCGUCGGUUCUAGAGUGGAGGUUGUCGUUGGCUCAGCCGUUGUUGUCGUCGGUUCUAGAGUGGAUGUUGUGGUUGGCUCAGCCGUUGUUGUCGUCGGUUCCACAGUGGAUGUUGUCGUUGGCUCAGCCGUUGUUGUCGUCGGUUCCACAGUGGAUGUUGUCGUUGGCUCAGCCGUUGUUGUCGUCGGUUCUAGAGUGGAGGUUGUGGUUGGCUCAGCCGUUGUUGUCGUCGGUUCCACAGUGGAUGUUGUCGUUGGCUCAGCCGUUGUUGUCGUCGGUUCUAGAGUGGAGGUUGUCGUUGGCUCAGCCGUUGUUGUCGUCGGUUCCACAGUGGAUGUUGUCGUUGGCUCAGCCGUUGUUGUCGUCGGUUCUAGAGUGGAUGUUGUCGUCGGUUCUAGAGUGGAUGUUGUGGUUGGCUCAGCCGUUGUUGUCGUCGGUUCUAGAGUGGAUGUUGUGGUUGGCUCAGCCGUUGUUGUCGUCGGUUCUAGAGUGGAGUUGUCGUUGGCUCAGCCGGUGUCGUCGGUUCCACAGUGGAUGUUGUCGUUGGCUCAGCCGUUGUUGUCGUCGGUUCCAGAGUGGAUGUUGUCGUUGGCUCAGCCGUUGUUGUCGUCGGUUCCACAGUGGAUGUUGUCGUUGGCUCAGCCGUUGUUGUCGUCGGUUCUAGAGUGGAGGUUGUGGUUGGCUCAGCCGUUGUUGUCGUCGGUUCCACAGUGGAUGGGGGUGUGUUGGCUCGCCGUUGUUGUCGUCGGUUCCAGAGUGGAUGUUGUCGUUGGCUCAGCCGUUGUUGUCGUCGGUUCCACAGUGGAUGUUGUUGUUGGCUCGCCGUUGUGUCGUCGGUUCUAG
Messenger RNA from Necator americanus (New World hookworm), 2403 nucleotides. RefSeq lists its product as uncharacterized. Bases 1 to 2403 code for a protein of 800 amino acids. The transcript has 4 exons. The record is from RefSeq and is a predicted model, not a curated record. NCBI's taxonomy places the organism in Eukaryota, Metazoa, Nematoda, Chromadorea, Rhabditida, Ancylostomatidae.